Messenger RNA from Dipodomys spectabilis (banner-tailed kangaroo rat), 2658 nucleotides. RefSeq names its product microtubule associated protein tau (gene Mapt). Lineage: Eukaryota; Metazoa; Chordata; Mammalia; Rodentia; Heteromyidae. Gene Ontology annotation, cellular component: neuron projection. Gene Ontology annotation, molecular function: microtubule binding. Gene Ontology annotation, biological process: microtubule cytoskeleton organization; neuron projection development. The transcript is spliced from 14 exons. Bases 157 to 2418 code for a protein of 753 amino acids. The record is from RefSeq and is a predicted model, not a curated record.
UCCCGGCGCGCGCACUCGCAGUCACCGCCACCCACCAGCUCCGGCACCAGCAGCAGCGCCGCCGCCACCGCCCACCUUCUGCCGCCGCCGCCUUCUCCUCCACUGUCCUCUUCUGUCCUCGCCUUCUGUCGACCAUCAGGUGAGCCUUGAACCAGGAUGGCUGAGCCCCGCCAGGAGUUUGACACAGCAGAAGAUCAUGCUGGGGGCUACACCCUGCUGCAUGACCAAGAUGGAGACACGGAACAUGGUCUGAAAGAGUCUCCCCUGCAGACUCCUGCCGAUGACGGAUCUGAGGAACCGGGCUCUGAGACCUCUGAUGCUAAGAGCACUCCGACGGCUGAAGACGUGACCGCACCCUUAGUGGAGGAGAGAAUCCCUGGCGAGCAGGCUGCUGCCCAGGGCCACACGGAGAUCCCAGAAGGAACCACAGCUGAAGAAGCGGGCAUUGGUGACACCCCAAACCUGGAAGACCAAGCUGCAGGACACGUGACUCAAGAGCCUGAGAGAGUCGGGAUGGUCCAGGAAAACCUGCUCAGGGAACUAGAGUGCCAUGAAGGCCAGGUAUCCGAUCCAGAGGUCCCAGGUCUGAGCUUCCAGCACAUAUUGGACCUGCCUGGCACCCACUUCCUGCCUCAAGGCCUCAGAAAGGCCACAUACCCACCUUCAAGGAUGGGACUUGAGGACACAGAGCGAAGCUACCCAAGCUCUGAGCUGCUGGAACACCAGGAGGAGCUGGCUCUGAAGGGGGUCUGGGGCAAAGAGAGGCAGGGUGGCCAGGAAGAGCUGGAUGAAGACCGUGACGUGGAUGAGUCAUCACCCCACAACUCCAUUUCCUCCCAGACCUCACCUGCCCCUGCCGGGCCAUCCCCCGCAGUGGUCUCCAGUGAGGCUACUGGCAUCCUCAGCUGGCCAGCCCAGGGUGCCAUCCCACUCCCUGUUGAUUUCCUCUCCAAAGUUUCUACAGAGACCCCAGCCUUGCAACCCGAUGGGCCCUGCACAGGGCCUACCUCGGAAGGGCCUGAGGCAGUCCCCGAGUUCACGUUCCACGUGGAAAUCAAAGCCAACGUGCAGAAGGAGCAGGCGCAGGCCCACCCGGAUUUGGAAGGGGCUACACUUCUGGGGGCCCCUGGACAGGAGCAAGAGGCCCGGAGCCUCUCUAUGGAAGAGGCCACAAAAGGGGCUGGCCUUCUGGAACCAUCUAAGAAGCAGCCUACAGCUAGCCUGCCAGGGAGACCCGUCAGCCGGGUCCCUCAACUCAAAGCUCGCAUGGUCAGUAAAAGCAAAGAUGGCACUGGAAAUGAUGACAAGAAAGCAAAGACAUCCACACCUUCCUGUGCUAAAACCCUGAACCAUAGGCCCUGCCUUAGCCCCAAACGCCCCACUCCUGGUAGCUCAGACCCUUUGAUCAAACCCUCCAGCCCUGCCGUGUGCCCUGAGCCAGCCACAUCUCCUAAACACGCCUCUCCUGUCACACCCCGAACUGCCAGUUCUGCAUCAAAGGAGAUGAAACUCAAGGGAGCCGAUGGGAAAACUGGAACAAAGAUCGCCACCCCCCGGGGAGCAGCAACUCCAGGCCAGAAAGGCGCAGCCAAUGCUACCAGGAUUCCAGCCAAAACCACGCCCUCCCCAAAGACUCCGCCUGGCACUGGUGAAUCGGCAAAAUCUGGGGAUCGCAGUGGCUACAGCAGCCCCGGCUCCCCAGGGACUCCAGGCAGCCGCUCGCGCACCCCAUCUCUGCCAACUCCACCCACCCGGGAGCCCAAGAAGGUGGCUGUGGUUCGCACUCCCCCAAAGUCGCCAUCUUCCACCAAGAGCCGCCUGCAGACUGCCCCGGUGCCCAUGCCAGACCUGAAGAACGUCAGGUCCAAGAUUGGCUCCACUGAAAACCUGAAGCACCAGCCAGGCGGUGGGAAGGUGCAGAUAAUUAAUAAGAAGCUGGAUCUUAGCAACGUCCAGUCCAAGUGUGGCUCAAAGGACAAUAUCAAACACGUCCCGGGCGGCGGCAGUGUGCAAAUAGUCUACAAACCAGUGGACCUGAGCAAGGUGACCUCCAAAUGUGGCUCAUUAGGCAACAUUCAUCAUAAACCAGGAGGUGGGCAGGUGGAAGUAAAGUCUGAAAAGCUGGAUUUCAAGGACCGAGUCCAGUCGAAGAUCGGCUCUCUGGAUAAUAUCACUCAUGUUCCUGGAGGAGGGAAUAAGAAGAUUGAAACCCACAAGCUGACUUUCCGUGAGAACGCCAAAGCCAAGACAGACCACGGGGCAGAGAUUGUGUACAAGUCUCCUGUGGUGUCCGGGGACACGUCUCCACGGCACCUCAGCAAUGUGUCUUCCACUGGCAGCAUCAACAUGGUAGACUCGCCGCAGCUCGCCACACUGGCCGAUGAAGUGUCUGCCUCCCUGGCCAAGCAGGGUUUGUGAUCAGGCCCCUGGGGCGGUCAGUAAUCGUGGAGAGAAGAGAGAGUGAGAGAGUGUGGAAAAAUAAAUGAAUGAUCUGGCCCCUCGCCCUCUGCCCUCCCCGCUGCUCCGCACAGGGCUCGCCCGCCGGUGUCACCUAACCUGCUUUUGUCGCUCGGUAUUGGGACUUCAAAAUCAGAGAUAGGAAUAAGAGCAAAUUUCAUCUUUCCAAAUAGAUUGGUGGGCUAAUAAUAAAAUAUUUUU